This is a messenger RNA of Halteromyces radiatus, 1005 nucleotides long. Its product is annotated as kinase-like domain-containing protein. Gene Ontology annotation, cellular component: nucleus; cytosol; cytoplasm. Gene Ontology annotation, biological process: negative regulation of glycogen biosynthetic process; protein phosphorylation; negative regulation of apoptotic process. Bases 1 to 1005 code for a protein of 334 amino acids. NCBI's taxonomy places the organism in Eukaryota, Fungi, Mucoromycota, Mucoromycetes, Mucorales, Cunninghamellaceae. The record is from RefSeq and is a predicted model, not a curated record. Gene Ontology annotation, molecular function: protein serine/threonine kinase activity; ATP binding. The transcript is spliced from 2 exons.
AUGAAAUGUACAAAGGCAGGCUCUUCAUAUACAUCUGGUCAACAAGGAUCCAAUUCACAUAAAGAACGAUCAGAUUUACCAUUUCAUCCAUCCUUAAUAAAACGUUAUCAACUCGGCAAAGUAUUAGGGAAUGGAGGAUAUGGGUUUGUAUUGUCAGCUGUUGAUCGGCUGACACGUCAACGUUGUGCAGUUAAAUUCAUCUACAGGCACAAGAUACCAUCCACUGGUUGGACGCACGUUCCAUCAUCAUCAUCAUCAUCCUUAUUAUCGCAUGCUUCGACCGUUCCUUCCCGGGUUCCGACGGAAGUUUACCUUUUACAACAUACCCAGCAUAAAAAUAUCAUCCGGAUGUUAGAUGUAUAUCAAGACUCCUAUUUUUAUUAUUUAGUUAUGGAAACCCAUGGAUCUGAUUGGCGUUCUCAACAACAAUGUGAUCCUUCUUUGAUCUCCCGUGACCUUCCUUUUAGUCAUAAUGAUGAUGGUGGGGCCCAGGAUCUAUUUGAAUGCCUUGAACAAAAUCAUCAUUUCUCUGAAGAAAGAGCCCAUCAUAUCUUUAAUCAAGUCUUGGAUGCUGUCUUACAUUUAAAAGAAAAUGGAUUUUAUCAUCGUGAUAUUAAGGAUGAAAAUAUUUUAAUCGAUCAUGAUUUCAAUAUCAAAUUGAUUGAUUUUGGAUCAGCCAUUAGUAAGACAUAUCAAUCAUCAUGGUUAAAUCAAUUUCAUGGUACAUUAUCAUUUGCAUCACCUGAAAUUCUAAGUGGGAAAUUAUAUCAACCGGAACCUGCCGAAGUCUGGAGUUUGGGUGUCCUUUUAUAUACUUUACUCUAUGGUCAAGUGCCCUUCUCUACUCCAUUUCAAGUCAUCCAUGGUCAUUAUCAUACACCGUCCAUCCAAAGCUCAAAACAGUGCUCUUCUCUUCUUGCUAGUCUAUUCUGUAAAAAUCCAUAUGAUCGUCCUUCCCUUGAAGAUAUUCGACAUCAUCCAUGGAUAACUUCGAAGAAAAUGUAA